Messenger RNA from Siniperca chuatsi (mandarin fish), 5055 nucleotides. RefSeq names its product armadillo repeat containing 5 (gene armc5). Lineage: Eukaryota; Metazoa; Chordata; Actinopteri; Centrarchiformes; Sinipercidae. Gene Ontology annotation, biological process: anatomical structure morphogenesis. Gene Ontology annotation, molecular function: protein binding. The record is from RefSeq and is a predicted model, not a curated record. Gene Ontology annotation, cellular component: cytosol.
GUCCCUGCUCCCUCCCUCAACCGCCCCUGUUUUGUUGUUUGGCUAAAGAUGGCGUUAGCGGCUAACACAGACGAUUGGAUUUUGUUUCACAAAAAUUAUUCGGCCAGUGGUAACAAAACAUUGAUCAAGUAGAGCUUUAAUUCGUCAUUUGAUGUGCAAAAAUGUGUUACACUGAGCAAAUAAACGUCCAUUACGUAGAAUAACGUUUGUUCGGCCUUCUCACGAUGUAGGCCUGUUUUUAGGGAGUGGACCGAAGCUGUUGGAACUCCAUUUCCCGUCAGCGAGUUCGGCGUCAGGUGGUACAACUUUCCUUUUUCACGGUAUCUGUAGUUUUCUGACCACACCACAAUGUUAUUUUUGCGGAAACUUUGAAAAAAUAUGAAUUGACUCAUUACGAACACACAUUCACCAGUUGAGCAAACAAGCUAACAAUUUAAAGCGAAAGGACAUGUUAUUUAAUUUCUUAGUAUUUCACUGGAAGCGCCCAGUGAUACUCCACGGUGUGUUUAAUAUCUGUCUAAACUGAGAGGAGGAAAAUUAAGAUAAUUGAACCUGUAGCCUGCCAGGCAGAGGGACCAUGGCUGCAUCACCUGUUCAAAGUGACUGGAAACAAUCUCGAGCACCCUCCAGAGAAGGGCACCCAUCAUCACCAGAGUCGUCUUUGACCUGGUGCUUGGCACACCUCUCCAAACCUGGAUCAGGAGCUGAACAUCACGGGCAUGGCAAGGCUGACUCAGGCGGUGGCAGAGAAAUGGACAAGAGGUCCAGAGUCUCUCAGUGGCGAGCUCUGGUAGCUAUCCGGACGCAGCACAUCAAGGGUGACAAGGCUGGCAUUGCCAGAUUCAGAACUCAAGGUGGUCUCCAGCCCCUGCUGGGCCUGCUCAAACACCCACAAUGCUCCAGGAAAACCCUGGACCUGGCUCUGAGCAUCCUGGCAAACUGCUGCACUGAGCUGGAGACACGUAUAGAGGUUCGUAAGCUUGAUGGAAUAAAUAUUGUAGUGGAGAUCCUGAAGAGAAAUAUGGCCCUGGACACGGUCCAGAACAGAGCAGCCCGGGCUUUGGGAAACUUGGCCAUGGAUCCAGAGAGCUCUGCACUCAUCCACUCUUCUGGUGGUGUUCCUCUUCUCCUCCUUUGUGUGUCUCUUCCUUCUAGCCAGUCCUCCCCUGCUGCUCCACUCAAAGACCCCUGUCCUAAACUGGAGUGUGCUCAGUCGGCUGCUCGGGCUCUCCUCUACCUCUCAGAUACGCCCUCUAACCGCCUGUCACUGCUCACCCAAGGGACCAUAUCUGCUCUUGCACCUCUAAUUGCUCCAGAAUAUCCCCAGGCGCUGAGGCGGGCGGCGCUCAGGACCCUCCACGAGCUGACCCGGGGCUGUGGUGUUGAAUGUGCCAGGGAGGUGUCCCGUUCCGGAGUCCUCGCUCAGCUCAGUGUCAUGGCGUCGGGUGAGUCAGGUAAACCUUUUGAGGAGCUGGCACUGAAAACCCUGGCCAACAUGUGCUCCCAAGGCUGCCUGCGCCCUCUCGUGGGAUCACUGGGGGUCAUUCAGAAGUUUGCUGAGGAGGUCAAGAGGGACCCACUGAGGUCUGGAGUCUUCCUCAAGGCGCUGUGCUUGUGCUGCAAGGAGGCGGUCAACCGGGCUAAGGUGAAGGAGAGUUGUGGACUGGAGGUGCUCAUUGGCUUUUUGGCUGCCCAUCAGAGUCAUCCCCUUUCCCGACUAGCCAUCCUGGCCUGUGUAGACUUUGUUUUUGAUGAAUCUGCUAUGGAGCAAUUGCAAGAGCUAGGGCUGGUCCCUCUGCUUGUUGCACGACUAGUUGAGCUCACCAGAGGCGAGGAACCAUCUGCUGAGAAGAUGGAUGUAAGCCUCUCCUCCAGCAUGUCUCCUGAGCUCCUGCCCUCUUCAUGUUUUGACUCCUUUGACUUUCCUCCUCCUGAGGGCUACAAGAAGGAGGAAUCUGGUAGGGAGCAAGGUCUAUGUUCAUCAAGCUUUUUGAGUCUCAGGUCCUGGUUGUUGUCUGAGGGACUGAUCUCUUCAGAGGGGGACCUGCUGGAUUCCUCUGGUGUUGAAGGGGAAUGGGGGGGUCUUCAGAUCCCACCGUCUUCAUCCCCUCAAACCUCCUCCCCAAACCCUGAUUCCCUUUCCUCUCUUAAAAACUCUUCUCCACCCAAUCCUACUGCCUCUUCCACUUCUUCUAAAAAAGCAGCUCAGCCUUCCCCUGUGUCCUCUUCGGCCCAGCCCCAACCGUCAUCCUCAUGGAAAAACACUGAUCCACCUCCCUCUAGUCCUCAACCUUCCGGUGCGCUCACACCCCAAACCCAGCCCAGUUCCUCCACUAUCUCCUCUCCCACUAAAACAACCCAAACACCAGUCUCUCCAUCAAAGUUCUCAUCCCCUCACAGAAGGAGGCAGCGUGCUCAUUCAGCAGCUUGUUUGACUAAAGUCACUCUUGAUACCCCUCCCUCUGUGCCCCGCCCGAUGGCUUACCACCACCCCUACCACCCUGAACCCUGGACUCCCGAGUCACCCAUCCUACUGCUGCUGUCACGCUUCUCCCACGCCACCGACCCAAGUGCUGCUCUGGUUAGCUCAGGCGUCAUGUCUGGCUUGCUCUACUACCUCACCCAGCACCAGGACCCCAGCAGCAGGUGCCUCCGUAUGCUUUGCCGGCUGAGCUGCAACCCAAACUGUUUGCAGGCGCUGGUCCGAACUGGCUCGGUCGCACUGAUUCGACACCAUCUCUGCCAGAGAGGGGGAGGAUUUGAGGGAAAGGGGAGACAGACGGACCGAGUGAAAGCCAAAGUUAAACAACUUGGUCUUGCUCUUCUUAAUAAUCUGCGUGUCCAGUGUGAGUCUGGAUAUGGCUCUGGGGUUCUUGCCCAUGUGAUGCUGUCAGGCUCUGAGUCUGACAAGAUGAACUGUGCACUGUCUCUGCCAUUAAUCAGCAGCAACAAGUCCCUGUUGAAGAAACUUCUUCUGGACAGCGGUGGGCUGCUCUUGGCUCUGCAGCCCCUUGGUUGCGAUGACGAUGAAGUGGAUGAAGACCACCCCACUGAAUGUGGGCGAUGGCUUUCUGAUUGGUUAAAUUCACCGCAUUCAGGCCUGACUUCUCAGCUCCACUCGCUGUACUUCUCUCUCCUGAUUGGAUGCCUGUCUACCCUGAUGGGUGGCAUAAAAAUGGAGCUUGACAAAAAACAUCUAAAUCCAGUUGCAACACAGUCAGUCAGUAAAAUUGACAGAGUUUCACCCCCUCCCUCGAAAAAGCCUCGCUUGGCUGACAUCUGUCCUUAUGCAGUCUCGAAGUUUGACCUCCUCUUGCUGCUGGAUGACGGGACUCAGGUCCCCGCCAACAGGGAGGCUGUGGCCAGGGUUGAGGGGACAGACGGAGUCGGCUCUGAAUACUUUUGGACUCUGUUGAGAGGCGGAUUUGGAGAAGCUCAGGGUAAUGCGGAGGAAGCCAUCCGCAUUAAAGAUGUCAGCACAGGUAUGCUGCUACCAGUGCUGCAUUACCUGCAUGGAUGUCGCCUCACCAAGGACACAGAAACAACAAGGGAAAGUGAUGUAGGAGAGAGGAGAGGACAGUGUCAGAUCCUGGACACAUUGGUCCUUGAAGGACUGGGGAUCUGCCAAAAAGAGACAGAGGAUCACUCAACAGAAGACUUUGCUUUCCAGAAGACCGCUUUAGGUGAGAUGAUGAUUGGAGCGUGCAGAUUUUUGGUGACUGAGCUGCAGAAAGAGUUGGAGGAUCUCUGCGUGUCUCUUCUCCUGUCCUGCUCCACCAAGGCUGCUAGUCGAGCUGCAUCAGCUCCCACAGAGGACAACGCUGAAAAGGCUGCAUCUCAAACGGACCAAGAAGGCCUCGAGUCUGCUGAGGAGAAACUGGCUAAUCGAACAUCUGAGUUAGAGUUGACUGGUUUUGAAAUCCAAACAGAAAAUUUACCAGGACAGACGAAGAAACCAAACGGUUCCUUACACCAGACAGACAGUAAUAAAACCUUUUUCGCUGCAACUGUUCGAAAGGACAGCAGAGGACUUAAUACAACUUCUGAUCAUAAGACCAUCCAAAGUUUCACUCCAGUUUCCAAAUCAAGCUGUGCGUCAGUGGUGGACAAAUCACUUAAUCCAGAAGAGUUCAGGUUAAGACCAAAGAACUUGAUGAAAAGUUCAGCACAGCUUCUGAAAUCAGCUGCUCAGGACUCCCUUUCUUCCUCAGAAGCCAGUGCAGGAGGUGGGGCCUUGGCUGCUCUCCUCCCCCAGGUAUACUGGUUUUCCCAGCGAUACAGCUACCCAGCACUGGGUCGGGCCUGCCUGUCUUUGCUGCUGGGCUGCCAGGACUGUCCUCGGCCCUUCUUGUCCUCCUCCCUUGCUGGGGAUUGCCUUCGCAGACUUGCCAGAGAGUCUGACUGUACAGAGACUCUGAAACAGGAUCUACUACGUUUGGCCACAGUAGCUCUCAGCUGAGCAAGCAGGGUAAUAUUGAGUGGAGUGAUUGGUGGCAUGAAUUCAGAAGGCACAGAUUAAGUGAGAGUCAACUAUGGGCUUGUUAUAAGCUUCUAGAAACGUUGCCAUUGUAUUAUCAUUGUAUUACUUUUAUCGAAAGUCUGGAAAGUACAAGUGCAGGUUUCAACAACAGCACGAUUACCUGAAAAACAUGCUGUAUGAAUUUCUUCAGCACUGACAGAACUGACUGUUGAUUUAUUUUCAUAAACUGGAAGCAUACAUUUCUAUUUAGUUUUGAUGUAAUCUGAUAUAAACUGUAGCCCGUCCCAGCAUGACAUAAUUGUAUUAUAAUUUAUUGUUGGAUUAACUUCGAAUGACAUUUGUAUUGUGAAUUUUGUUUAGUUUAGUUUUUUUUUUUUUUUUGGAAAAGCUCUUCGCAAAUGUCCACAAUGCAUUUGAUAAAAUGUCAUUUAGCUGGAAGUACUGGAAUUAUCAAGGUUGGUUUAGGAACCAGUUGUUUAUUUUGUACAUAGAGAUAAUAGAUUGGUAGAUAUACAGUGUAUAGAUUCCAACUGUCCCAUAUUAAUUUAUGCCACUGAAUAUAUUGUUGGAACUUA